Messenger RNA from Closterium sp. Naga37s-1, 1704 nucleotides. The record is from the annotation of a GenBank genome assembly. NCBI's taxonomy places the organism in Eukaryota, Viridiplantae, Streptophyta, Zygnematophyceae, Desmidiales, Closteriaceae.
AUGAACGCGAGCGAGAGCGAGAGCGAGGAGGGGAGUUUGGAGGGCAGCCCGCCGCAAGAUGUGCUCCUUAAAGCAGUCAGUGAGGUGUCGCGCAUGGCGGGGCGGCAGGCGCGCACGACGAACGUGGUGAUGGGCGGCACGGCGUCAGAGUACGGGGACGACUGGCUGGAACUCGACAAGAAGGUGAACACAUACCCCAGUCUGCGUGACUUCACGGCCAUAGGGUCGGGAGGAGACGAAUUUGCCGUGGCCAUGGUGCUGGCUGUGCAGUCCGUUCUUUCGAAAGAUGUUCCCGAGCUUCAAGUGGUAACCAGGCAGAGUGCCACGGGUCGUUACAUCAGUGUUAAGAUUGGACCCGUUAGAAUGGACUCUAGUGAACAGUCCAGCGAUUACGUCUUCAAAAUGAUGGCAGAACGGCACGAGUCUAAGGUGGAGCGAAUCAUGUUGGAGCACAAGAUUGCAGCAACCAAGCACCGCAUCGUAGUCAUGCCACCCAUGCUAGCGGUAUACCGCACUCGCCGGUCCCAACACCGCUCCUCUUCCCCCUCCUUCCUCCAUCGCCCGCCCCGCCAACCCUCGCGCCCGACAGUCACUUGCGGUCCCCUCCUCCCCCCAUCCCUACGCCGUUCUCUCCCCAUACUCCUCCGCUCCGCGCCCAGCGCAUUACCGUCUUGCGCUCUGCUGCGGCAACCGACACGGCGCGCAACACAUCGCCCUUUCUUGUCCCUCUUCCCGCUCGUACUUCUCGCCGGUCUCCUCAUCUCCCUCGCGCCCCUGGCGGCGCCCCUCGCGCCCAAUCCCUGGCCUCGUGAGUACCGCCUUCGCUCUCGCUGCCUUUGCCCUCGCUUCCCGCGCCUUUCUCGUUUCCUGCUCCUGACGAGCCCGUCCCGAACGCACAGGCGAAAGCGGGCCAGCAUGAUUGUGACCAAACUCCCUUCUCUCCCCCCAUUUCCUUCCCCAUUCCUCCCUUCCCCCAUUCCUCCCUCCGUGCGUUUCUUUCCUCCCUUCCUCCCCCCAUUGGGACCCCCGAUGUUCCCUCCCACCCUUUCUCCCUCACCCCAUUUCCUUUCCCCAUCCCUCCCUCCCCCAUUGCUUCUCUCCCCAUAUCAUGCAACACGAGCAGGCAAGUGCGACUACUCGGUGGGUUUCUGGCUGCGCGCUCCCAAGGGCACGGGCGUGCCGCGCUACACGGCGCGCGCAGGCGAGAAGGGGCACUGCCCGUACGUGCGCCCGCUGUACGCGUGCGAGCGCAACAACCGCCCGGACUCGCGCUACCAGCGGUACCGCUGGCACGCCAAGAAAUGCCGCCUGAGCUACUUCAACGGAUCGGGCUUUAAGUACCUCAUGCGACAGCGGUUCGUCCCCUCACUGCCGAUGCCGCUGCGACGCAAUCUGUAUGACUUGCCUCCCCCUGCUCCUUCCUUUCUGCUUCCCCUCAUCUCUGUCUUCCCUCCUCUCCGCUGCGUCACUUCCUCUCUGUCUUCCCGUCUCCCUGCUUCCUCUCCUCUCUGCUUCCCCGCCGCUGUGUUCCUUCCCUCUCUGCGUCCCCUCCUCCCAACCGCAGCGCAUGCUGCUGGUGGGCGAUUCGAUCAUGGGGAACCUCUUCGAGGCGCUGCUAUGUGCCAUCCACGCUGCGGGAUACCAAGGCAAGGUGGGUAUGCGCAGCAGAGAAGGGUGGUGGUGGGGAGUGGGUGCUGGAGGUAA